Diceros bicornis minor is the source of this 3164-nucleotide messenger RNA. It is a transcript of the gene SLC5A6, whose product is annotated as solute carrier family 5 member 6. Lineage: Eukaryota; Metazoa; Chordata; Mammalia; Perissodactyla; Rhinocerotidae. The transcript is spliced from 17 exons. Gene Ontology annotation, molecular function: sodium-dependent multivitamin transmembrane transporter activity. Gene Ontology annotation, biological process: biotin transport; pantothenate transmembrane transport; sodium ion transport. The coding region runs from base 392 to 2308 and encodes 638 amino acids. Gene Ontology annotation, cellular component: membrane. The record is from RefSeq and is a predicted model, not a curated record.
CCACGAGAGUGUGGGCUGAUGCAGAGAAGCUCCGGAGAGCGGCGUCAGGAUGGGGAGGGCGGGGCGAGUCUGUUUCCCACGUGGGGGCCCGGGAAGGUCUGAGGUGCAAGCGGCGAGGUGGUAGUUGGUCCCGCCGCCUCGCGUGUGGCGGGAAGGAGGGAAGCCAGGAAAUCAAGAGGAAGAUCGGAGCGAUGCUGAUCUCAGGAAGAACGACGAGACCUUCUUAGCCCUGGCUGAGCCACGGAGCUAACCCUGGACAGUGUCACUUGCUGGAGGAGGAGGACUGUGAGACCGCGACUGGGAGCCAGGUUGUAGCCACUUAUCUACAGCCGAGUGGCAGCCCAAAGCCCAGAAGCAAUAAGUGGCUGCAGGUCACAGACACAGUGAGGAUAUGAAUGUGGGGGUGAGCACCUCCUCUCCCCUCCCCCCACCCUCAGACACAAGCCUGGUCACAUCCACCUUCUCCCCCCUGGACUAUGUGGUCUUCGUCUUGCUGCUGGUUCUCUCCCUUGCCAUUGGGCUCUACCAUGCCUGUCGUGGCUGGGGCCGGCAUACCAUUGGUCAGCUGCUGAUGGCGGACCGCAAAAUGAGCUGCCUUCCUGUGGCGCUGUCCCUGCUGGCCACCUUCCAAUCAGCCGUGGCUAUCCUGGGUGUGCCGUCCGAGAUCUACCAAUUUGGGACCCAGUAUUGGUUCCUGGGCUGCUCCUAUUUCCUGGGGCUACUGAUCCCCGCACACGUCUUCAUCCCUAUAUUCUACCGCCUGCAUCUCACCAGUGCUUAUGAGUACCUGGAGCUCCGAUUCAAUAAAGCUGUGCGGGUUUGUGGGACCGUGACCUUCAUCUUUCAGAUGGUGAUCUACAUGGGGGUUGUGCUCUAUGCACCAUCAUUGGCCCUCAAUGCAGUGACUGGCUUUGAUCUGUGGCUAUCAGUGCUGACCCUAGGCAUUGUCUGUACCGUCUACACUGCUCUGGGUGGGCUGAAGGCAGUCAUCUGGACAGAUGUGUUCCAGACACUGGUCAUGUUCCUAGGGCAGCUGGCAGUUAUCGUCGUGGGGUCAGCCAAGGUGGGCGGCUUGGGGCGCGUGUGGGAUGUGGCUUCCCAGCACGGCCUCAUCUCUGGGAUCGAGCUGGAUCCGGACCCUUUUGUGCGGCACACUUUCUGGACCUUGGCCUUUGGGGGUGUCUUUAUGAUGCUCUCCUUAUAUGGAGUGAACCAGGCUCAGGUGCAGCGCUACCUCAGCUCCCGCACGGAGAAGGCUGCUGUGCUCUCCUGCUAUGCAGUCUUCCCUUGCCAGCAGGUGGUCCUCAGCAUGGGCUGCCUCAUUGGCCUGGUCAUGUUUGCCUACUACCAGGAAUAUCCCAUGAGCUCCCAGCAGGCCCAAGCAGCCCGUGACCAGUUUGUCCUGUAUUUUGUGAUGGAUCUCCUGAAAGGUCUGCCGGGCCUGCCUGGGCUUUUUGUUGCCUGCCUCUUCAGUGGCUCCCUCAGCACCAUAUCCUCUGCUUUUAAUUCAUUGGCAACUGUUACGAUGGAAGACCUGAUUCGACCCUGGUUCCCUCAGUUCUCUGAAGUCCAGGCCACUAUGCUUUCCAGAAUCAUUGCCUUUGGCUAUGGGCUACUUUGUCUAGGAAUGGCCUAUAUUUCCUCCCACAUGGGAUCCGUGCUUCAGGCAGCAAUCAGCAUCUUUGGCAUGGUUGGGGGGCCGCUGCUUGGACUCUUCUCCCUUGGGAUGUUCUUUCCUUGUGCUAACCCUCCUGGUGCCAUCGUGGGCCUGUUGGCUGGACUCAUCAUGGCCUUCUGGAUUGGCAUUGGGAGCAUAGUGACCAACAUGGGCUCCGGCAUGGCACCCUCUCCCACUAAUAGGUCCAGCUUUUCCCUGCCCAGCAAUCUGACUGCUGUCACCAUGACCACCCUGAUGCGCUCGACCACCCUCUCCAAGCCUGCAGGGCUGAAACGGCUCUAUUCCCUGUCGUAUUUAUGGUAUAGCGCGCACAACUCCACCACAGUCAUUGUGGUGGGCCUGAUUGUCAGUCUGCUCACUGGGGGAAUGCGGGGCCGGACCCUGAACCCUCGGACCAUUUACCCGGUGUUGCCAAGACUCCUUGCCCUCCUGCCCAUGUCCUGUCAGAAGCGACUUCACUGCAGAAGCUACAGCCAGGACCUCUCCGUGGACACUGCUAUGUUUCCAGAGAAGAUGAGUAAUGGGAUGCUGAGGGGCAGCUGUGACAAGGAGGCCAUGGCAGUGCCUGAGGAAGGCUCAGUGCACCAGGGGAACAGCCCCACCUUCGUCCUCCAGGAGACCUCACUGUGAUCUGGACUCAGGACCCAGGCCCAGAGGCUACCUUGUGGUACAGGGAUGAGUUACUUGAUGUGUUCUGCAGGGACUGUCAGGGACUGGAUGACCAGAUGACCUAGCUCUCCAGGCCCUACACCAAAGGACCUUGUUCUUAGGGGUUCCUGCUCCACUAGAAGCUGUCAUGUCACGGGAGGUGUAAGGGUAAGACUUGGUUUUUCCUUGUUCCUUGCCAGUCUGUUCUCUAGAGGACCAGACUUGCAGGAGGCAGGAUUUUGCCAGAACGGGAUAGAAGUGAGUCCUCUGAGAAAAGGAUAAUGGCUUCUGACUCAACAUGGCCAAGCUCCUUUGAAGUGAAUAGAAGCAGCAGUGCUGGUUCUAACUGCUCUGGGGCCCGAUUUGGCAAGAUUGACCAUUUCCACCAUAAAAUUCAAAGCUGCCUUGGCCAGCUGUUGCUUCCCUUUUAGUCCCAUCUAAGGACAGAUUCUGUCAGCCAUAAGGGCCCCUGUGACUACUUUGAGAUUGUCUGUGACACCCAGGCCCCUCUCAUCUGUCUACCUCCAUUCUUGAGAGGUUUUGGUGUCCCUGAGAUGCCUUGGAAUAGACAGGUACGUUCCUAUCCUUUAUGUAGAGUAGGGAAGCUUUAUGCCUCGCUGCCUCCACCCUCCACCUCUGUAAUGGCACUUGGGGAUGGGGCAAAUGUUGAUCCAAGAAACCAGGGCAUGACCAGGUCCACUGUGGAGUGCCCCAUCCAUCUGACUCCUGAGCCACACCAGCUUAGUGUCAUUUUGUCAUUCAUGCUUCCAUUUCCUUUUGAAGUUUCUUCCCACAUAUCUUUGUUCCUGGGGAAUAAAAACUCCCAUUGGACCUAGAA